UGUAAAAUCCUCAUCAUUCAUCCACCUUAGUCUCUGUCCUGACCUUCGUUUUAAAAAAAAAUGCAUCAAGCAACCUUAUUUGUGGAUGAGUUUUAUAGAAAACAUUGAAUUGCUUUCAAGAAACAGGAAAAAACUGAUUAGUUUUUAAUAUUUGAUCUGACUAUUAAAGAGAAAAUCCACAGAUUCGGAUCACUGAUCCCAUCUGGCUUUAAGUAUCAGUAUAUAAAUUGAAAUGUUUAUGAAUCAGUUUGCAUCGUCUUGUCAGAUCUUUUUUAUUUAAACUUCUCCAGAGGCAGAAUGUGAACUAGUUGAACUUUAAAUCCACUUUCAGAUCUCCAGGUGGAGAAACUGAUCCUCAGAUUGGGGAUGUGGUGAAGACAGGCACCGAAUAUAACAAGCAGAAACGUCCCUGAAAUGUUUUUAAACAAGACGAGAGUCUCUGAUUGUUAUUGUGUGGAAAUAAAAACCUGCAGCUGCUUCUGGAAGCAACUUCAUCAGGAAACCAGACUAAAAACAUUUUGAAGAAAAAUGCGACAAGCUUUCAUCUUCUACCUCCUCUCAGCUCUCUGCGGUGCGAAAACACUGAUCCAAACCGAAGGAGGAAGCAUCACAGCGAAAUGCUCCUUUACUUUCUCUGGAAGCGGGAAGUGCGUCUGCAGGGAUCCGUGUGAAAACGGAGACGUUCUCAUUGAAACCGAAGCCGCGGAGGCUCAAAAAGGCCGGUACAGCAUCAGAUACACAGAAGGAACCUUUCCUGCUUCUUCCACUGUUCUGUAUGUGAACAUCUCACGGCUGAUCCAGUCCGACUCCGGGCGCUACUGGUGCGGAUUAAAAAGGCGUUUCAUGACUGAUUCACGCCAGGAGUUUAACGUAAAUGUCACAAAUGAUACGAACGGCUACAUUCUGCCUCUGGUUUUAUGUGUCGCCACAUUAUUUGCUGCAGCUGUGCUGCUUCUCUACAAAUGGAAAACAAGGAGGGAAUCUGAUGGUUCGACCAGCAGGGGGCAGUCAAGCAGCAACAGGAGCAACAAUAGGAGAGGGAGAAACACUCAGUUUUCUGCCUCAAAGUUUACAAACCGGACGCCUCCACCUGACGCUCAACAACAACUUUACUAUAACCUCUGAGGCUAACGGCAUUCCAGGAAUUAAAAUAGAUGUUCUCAUUAAUAGACCCAAGUUCUGCACCAGUUCUGCUCACCAAAACAGCAGAAAGGCAUCAGCUGUGAGGAGACAACAAACGGGUUCAGCUCUACAUCCAUUUGUGUCGCUAAACAGAAGAAAAUCUAAACAACUUUCUCAAAGAAAGCUUACAAACUUGAUUUAUAAGCACAUAAUCUUGUGCUUACAAAUAAAGUUUUGUAGCUUAGUGAAAUGAAAUGUCAGAAAUAAAAGUU
Molecule: messenger RNA, 1394 nt
Organism: Xiphophorus couchianus (Monterrey platyfish)
Lineage: Eukaryota; Metazoa; Chordata; Actinopteri; Cyprinodontiformes; Poeciliidae
Product: CMRF35-like molecule 5
Exons: 6
Coding region: 529-1125 (198 amino acids)
Cellular component (GO): plasma membrane
Molecular function (GO): transmembrane signaling receptor activity
Source: RefSeq, a predicted model, not a curated record